Penicillium cinerascens is the source of this 558-nucleotide messenger RNA. RefSeq names its product putative GPI anchored protein. The annotation marks the transcript as partial. The transcript is spliced from 2 exons. The record is from RefSeq and is a predicted model, not a curated record. NCBI's taxonomy places the organism in Eukaryota, Fungi, Ascomycota, Eurotiomycetes, Eurotiales, Aspergillaceae.
CCGCACAUCUACUUCCCACACCCCACAUCACCAGCAACAUCAAUAUCUCCAACCUCCACAAUGCGUUCCUCCAUUGUCUUUGCUACCCUCUCUGCCUUCGCUCUGGGCGCCUCUGCUCAGAGCAACCCGGCCACUCAGUAUCUCACUGAGACCAACUCUCUCGGUGUUGUCACUGGCCAGCCCUCUGUUGUUACUUCUCAGCCCGCUGCCGUCACCUCUCAGCCCUCUGUUGUGACUUCCCAGGAGCCUGCUGCCUCCAUCCCCGCUGGUCUCACCUCCCCCGUUGUCAACGUGACUGGGGGCACCACUUUCACCUCUUCCGUCAAGGUCACCAGCACUGGCACUUCUACCGCUACUGACUCGACCAAGACCUCCACUGAGACCACCGAGAGCGUCUCAACCAUGACCUCCACCUCCACCGGCACUUCGUCGCCCAGCUCUAGCGGUGCCUCCAGCUCCAGCGGUGCCUCUGGCUCCAGCUCCAGCUCCACUGGUGGCGCUGCCAUGGCCACUGCUGGCCUCGGCAUGUUCGCCGGUGCUGCCCUGGCUGUCCUUGCU